Lutra lutra (Eurasian river otter) is the source of this 4891-nucleotide messenger RNA. It is a transcript of the gene CNTN5, whose product is annotated as contactin 5. Gene Ontology annotation, biological process: brain development; cell-cell adhesion. NCBI's taxonomy places the organism in Eukaryota, Metazoa, Chordata, Mammalia, Carnivora, Mustelidae. The record is from RefSeq and is a predicted model, not a curated record. The coding region runs from base 462 to 3764 and encodes 1100 amino acids. Gene Ontology annotation, molecular function: cell-cell adhesion mediator activity. The transcript is spliced from 26 exons.
GCUCCAGGAAGGACACAGCCAGUCAGAGGCGCGGGGCGCGGGGCGCGCGGACGCAUUGGAGGAAAACACUCGAGCCCCAAACGCACCAGCCUGGGGAGGCGCCGCACCUACUUCCCAAUAUAACCAACUACGGAGUGGGGGCGCGCUGGGUAGGACUCAAGGAACUGCUCUAUCUGAACUGUGCUGACGGGCAGGAGGAUGGGAGACAGGAAUUGAGAGUCACAGAAGAAGGACAGGGGAGUCUGGCAUCUCAUUGGUGACCUUCAAGGAUUGCUAUUUAGUGCCACUCAAGAUCUACUAGCAUCAUUUUUGCAUGACUACUGCAAAAGGAUAUCUUUACAGAAAUCAGUUCUUUUUUGAAGUUUAUAACUUGGACCCUGUUUUCAGAAAGCAGGGCAUUCUUUAAAGAAGAAACUUCAGAGCUAAACACACCGAGACACAAGAUAUCCUAGUAACCAAGGAUGGCUUCCUCUUGGAAACUAAUUCUGCUUCUGUCAGUAGCUGGGUGUCUUUCAGAAUAUUCUGGAGCUCUUCCUAAUUUCCCUACUUCAUAUGCUGCUUUGUUAAGAAUUAAAAAGAGUUCAUCUUCAUCCCUCUUUGGUUCAAAGACCAGACUGAGAUACAGUAAUCCUUUAUUAGGAACACUGAGUGUUUCUUCACCAAGUUGGCGAGGAACAGCUCAACAUUAUUAUUCCCCCAUCAAUCUUUAUCAUCCCUCAGAUGCCUUCAAACAAGAUGAAAGUGUGGACUAUGGGCCAGUGUUUGUACAAGAACCAGAAGAUAUAAUUUUCCCGACUGAUUCCGAUGAAAAGAAAGUAGCAUUGAACUGUGAAGCUCGUGGCAACCCAGUUCCCAAUUACAGAUGGCUUCGAAAUGGAACAGAAAUAGAUUUGGAAAGUGAUUAUCGCUACAGUUUGAUCGACGGGACUUUCAUUAUAAGUAAUCCAAGUGAAGCAAAGGAUUCUGGUCAUUAUCAGUGUUUAGCAGCCAACACUUUUGGAAGUAUUCUUAGUAGAGAAGCCAUACUUCAAUUUGCCUAUCUGGGAAAUUUUAGUGGCCGGACAAGAAGUGCAGUCUCUGUGAGGGAAGGCCAGGGGGUUGUUCUGAUGUGCUCUCCUCCGCCUCAUUCACCAGAGAUCAUCUAUAGCUGGGUAUUUAAUGAGUUCCCUUCCUUUGUGGUGGAGGACAGCCGGCGGUUCAUUUCCCAGGAGACAGGCAAUCUGUAUAUUUCUAAAGUCCAAUCAUCAGAUGUUGGCAGCUAUAUUUGUCUGGUGAAAAACACAGUGACUAAUGCUCGAGUACUUAGUCCUCCAACGCCACUCACUCUACGUAAUGAUGGUGUGAUGGGAGAAUAUGAGCCGAAAAUUGAGGUCCAUUUUCCUUUCACAGUUACAGCUGCUAAGGGAACAACUGUUAAGAUGGAAUGCUUUGCACUUGGCAACCCAGUUCCAACAAUCACAUGGAUGAAGGUUAAUGGUUAUAUUCCUAGUAAGGCACGUCUGCGGAAAUCUCAGGCAGUCCUGGAAAUACCCAACGUUCAGCUGGAUGAUGCAGGCCUAUAUGAGUGCAGAGCUGAAAACUCACGUGGAAAAAAUUCCUUUCGUGGACAGUUACAAGUAUACACUUAUCCACACUGGGUGGAAAAACUGAAUGACACUCAGCUGGACAGUGGGAGCCCUCUUCGAUGGGAAUGCAAGGCUACUGGAAAACCCCGACCCACAUACCGUUGGCUGAAGAAUGGAGUGCCCCUCUUGCCUCAGAAUAGGAUUGAGAUGGUUAAUGGAUUAUUGGUGAUCCACAAUGUGAAUCAGUCGGAUGCUGGAAUGUAUCAGUGUUUGGCCGAAAAUAAAUAUGGAGCCAUUUAUGCAAGUGCUGAGCUGAAAAUUCUAGCUUCGGCUCCUACUUUUGCAUUGAAUCAACUGAAGAAAACAAUAAUUGUUACCAAAGGCCAAGAAGUCAUCAUAGAGUGCAAACCUCAAGGCUCUCCAAAACCAACCAUCUCUUGGAAGAAGGGAGACAAAGCAGUGAGAGAGAAUAAAAGAAUAGCUAUUCUUCCAGACGGAAGUCUACGGAUCCUAAAUGCUUCUAAAUCUGAUGAGGGAAAGUACGUUUGCCAAGGGGAAAACAUCUUUGGUUCUGCUGAAAUCAUAGCCUCAGUAUCUGUAAAAGAACCUACAAAAAUAGAACUAACUCCUAAAAGAACAGAGUUAACAGUGGGAGAAAGCAUUGUCCUUAAUUGCAAAGCAAUUCAUGAUGCUAGUUUGGAUGUUACUUUCUACUGGACACUAAAAGGACAGCCUAUUGAUUUCGAGAAAGAAGGUGGACAUUUUGAAAGCAUCAGGGCCCAAGCAUCCUCUGCAGAUUUAAUGAUCAGGAACAUCCUUCUGAUGCAUGCUGGGAGAUAUGGCUGCAGGGUACAGACCACAGCAGACAGUGUGUCAGAUGAGGCAGAACUUCUGGUUAGGGGUCCCCCAGGCCCACCAGGCAUAGUGAUUGUUGAGGAAAUCACAGAAAGCACAGCCACACUGUCCUGGAGCCCAGCAGCUGACAACCACAGCCCAAUCUCCUCCUACAACCUGCAGGCUCGAAGCCCAUUCUCCCUGGGCUGGCAAACAGUAAAAACAAUCCCAGAAAUUAUAACAGGGGACAUGGAGUCAGCUAUGGCAGUGGACCUUAACCCUUGGGUGGAAUAUGAAUUUAGAGUGGUAGCCACCAAUCCAAUUGGGACUGGAGAUCCAAGCACCCCAUCUCGAAUGAUCCGCACAAAUGAAGCAGUUCCAAAGACAGCACCCACCAACGUAAGUGGAAGAAGUGGAAGAAGGCAUGAGUUAGUCAUAGCCUGGGAGCCAGUAUCUGAAGAGUUUCAGAAUGGGGAAGGCUUUGGCUAUAUUGUGGCUUUCAGGCCCAAUGGAACACGUGGCUGGAAGGAAAAAAUGGUGACAUCCUCUGAAGCUUCAAAAUUCAUUUAUCGAGAUGAAAGUGUUCCUCCUCUUACUCCCUUCGAAGUGAAGGUUGGUGUUUAUAACAAUAAAGGAGAUGGACCUUUCAGUCAGAUUGUGGUUAUCUGCUCAGCAGAAGGAGAACCCAGUGCUGCUCCCACAGAUGUCAAGGCUACAAGUAUGUCUGUGUCAGAGAUUCUUGUUGCAUGGAAACAUAUUAAAGAGAGUCUAGGAAGACCACAAGGAUUUGAGGUUGGUUAUUGGAAGGACAUGGAAAAAGAAGAUGCAGCAGAAACAGUCAAAACUAGAGGGAAUGAGUCCUCUCUCAUUCUGACAGGAUUAGAAGGAGAUACUUUAUAUCACUUCACUGUGAGGGCUUAUAAUGGAGCUGGAUAUGGGCCACCUAGCAGUGAAGUGAGUGCAACCACCAAGAAAUCCCCCCCUAGUCAAGCACCCAGAAAUCUCAGGUGGGAACAGCAAGACUCUCAACUUUCUCUGGGCUGGGAACCAGUCAGACCAUUAGCCAAUGAAUCUGAAGUCAUGGGCUACAAGGUUUUUUAUAGGCAAGAGGGGCACAGCAAUAGUCAAGUUAUUGAAACACAGAAAUCUCAAGCAGUAGUACCACUGCCAGAUGCUGGAGUCUAUAUUAUUGAAGUUCGAGCAUACAGUGAAGGAGGGGAUGGGACAGCUAGUACCCAAAUUAGGGUACCAUCCUAUUCAGGUGGGAAAAUCACUAGUGCCCAGUCGACCCUCCACACACUCUCCCCAUCUUCAUCAUCGGUAACAUUGCUCUUGGCAUUGAUGAUUCCCUCAACCUCUUGGUGAAAACUACAGACUUACCUUGCUUUGCUUUGCUUUAGACUGAAUAUAGCAGUGAAUAGAGUGUAGUGUAAGUGGAGACACAGGACCCUGAGAUGAGCUUUAAAAACUUGGGACUACACAUGGUGCACUUACAGGAGGUUGGGGGGAAUAUUAUUUAACCUUCAGGUUUCUCUUUGGUUUUGUAAAUGGAGAGGACAGUUCUUGGUCCAAUAAAAUAUGCAGAUUGUAUGUAAUGAAUUUUUUGUAAGCAAAGGUAAUUUCUGUCAAAUGUAUUCUUUACUUUUUUAAUAUGUUGGAAUUUGAUUUUAUAUCUGAUGACCCUGAGUGUGUGCCAUCCAUUUGUUAAGUAAGUUGUCUCUAGCAGAUAUGUUUCAAACACAAAUACAAAACUGAAAAUGAAAAGUUUGCUAAAAGAUUCUGAGUCUACUGUUUUUCAUUUUCCCUUUGGCUAACUAUCCCAAUUGACAAAAUUGUAGAAGAUAUGAAAAAAAAAAUACUUCGGUUGUGUAAUCCAUUAUAGAAUAAGUACACAAAAGUUUUUUUGAAAAAUAUUGUGUUACCUCAUAGUGAAUUAGCAAAAUUUGUCAAUAUAUUAUUCUAUAUAUAUCCCUAGAACAAGUUAUUAGGAUAGGGAAUAAGCCAUUUACAUUAGUGCAAGGUAAAUAGAAAGCAAGUCCCAAUGAAUUUAAGUGCUGUUUUUCAUUAAUUACUAUGUUAUCUAAUAAUUGCAAUAGCUAUGCCUAUGACAAAUGCUUAAUUUUAAUAGCAAAAGAUUAAAGUCACAAAAAAAAUAUGGUCACUAGAAACCAUAGUCACUGAUAUGCUGCCAAGGGUGCUAACUUGAAAACAAAAUGAAUUCAGGACAGAGCUUUCCCAUUUCCCACCUACUGCCCAAAUAGAUGUUGAAUUAAGUCCAAAUUUUUUUUAAAUUGCCAACAAUUUUAAGGACAAUGGAAAUCCACUGUGCAAAUAAUAAUGCAUACAUAUAUAGUCUGUGAGUUAAAAUGUUUCAAGCCAACAAGUAAAUUUUGAUUCUUUAAACACUUCCAUGCAUCACAUACCACUUACAAAAUGUUACCAAUUACUAAAAUAAAAAGGACCUCUUGAAUAAAUUGAUUUUUUAAUUAAGC